AUGAAGAAAAAAAAAAGAUUUAAAAGAAUCGUUUUUCAAAUUACCAAAGGGAAUUUUUGGAUGGAUAUUAUGGAUAUUGACAACUAUGAAAUUAUUGAUACAACCAAUGUACUAUAAUUAAAUAUAAUUCAAGAAUAAUUUGAGACUUUUAAAAAGUAUAUUUGUAGUACUGGUGAAUAAAUUAUAUUUUUCACCUCAGAGUUAGUAAAAUCUGGAGGCUUUGUAGGAGCAAUUAGGGUAUUUUGGAUAUAUAUAACAUUUUAGCUUGUAUUUGGUUAUUCAGUGUUUUCUCUAAUCACUUUUGAUGUGCUUACGAUGAUGGAUGUUUUUGAAUGUUUCCUUCAUGCUUUGCGUUUGCAUUGGGUUGAAUUCUAAAGCAAAUUCUUUAAAGCAGAUGGCUAUGCCUUUUAGAAAUGCUCUUACUUUAAAGCGAUGGAAGAGAAUGUUGUUCUAAAUGUAUGA
This is a messenger RNA of Paramecium primaurelia, 462 nucleotides long. The record is from the annotation of a GenBank genome assembly. Lineage: Eukaryota; Ciliophora; Oligohymenophorea; Peniculida; Parameciidae.